GGAGACUGUUGACAACUGAAGUUACUCCUCAACGUUCUUUUGCAGUUAAGGAUAGAGUGACACAAGAGGAAGUUGAUUCUAAAGAUGAUGAAAAGGUUGAUGACCCGAAAACAGCAAGUCACCUCAGAUGACAUCACAGUCACCUGACCAUUCUUCUUCCCAGAGCAGUAACUCCAAGAGACCUAGAAAUCCACCAUGUGAGGAAAAUAAAGAGAAACAAACAAAGAAGAGAAAAAAAUCAGGUUCUAAGCGUGGUAACCCAGUUUCUGAGAAAGAGAUUCCUAGUAAGCCAGUGGAGGAUAAGGUGUCAACUGUUGAAGUGUCUACAGCUGAAGAGGAGGAGAUGCAGUGUGAAAUAUUAACAGAGGCUAUAAUGGAGAGUCUAGAUGAAGCAGCAAAGAAAUUAGGCAGAGUUAGAAAAUUAAAUGUGGCAGUGGUAAAGAAAAUGCAUAGCAUAUGGAGGUACACACUUGAGGAAGGAAGGCAGAGUCAUCCACCAAGUGUCAUAUCAGCUGCCUUUAGUAAGCUUGUGGAGAGGCAUCACAUGAAUGGCAAAGGUAAAGUUGACCCAAAGCCCAAGAACAAGUGCAAGAAGGCUGAUGAAGGAUCAUUGAGAACUCCUACAUCAAGGGAUUACUUGCAAGCAAAGCAUACUUCCGAUAUAAGACUGCCACAGACAAGUGCUAUAGAAUCAAAAGAACACUCGGUUCUGGAUGUUACAUUAAACACUGAAAAAACUAUCAUUAGUCCAAGGGCUUUACUAAAGCAGUAUGAAAAUAAGUUGGAUCUUACAAAUUCAGAUAAACUGAAAGACAGUAUGCAUAUUAGUGGAACAGGAGAAAUUUCUCUUGAACAAGAAAAUAUAAAUAAAGAUAGAAUGGAGUGUAGUGGUUUUGCUCAAGCAAAGGAACAUAAAGAUGUCUCUGCAAAUUUAGAGACAAUAACUGACAUUACAUCACAAUGCCAUGCUAAGGGAAGAGGUAUAAGAACACCAAAAUUUCACAGAGCUAUGAGUGCCAGUUGUCCUAAGACUGUAGUAGUUAAUCCUAUAAACUUCUUACAGCGAUAUGAAGAACAGUCAAAGGAACAGCCAAGGAAAGAUCAUUGUGUGAAUACAGGUUAUGAAUCCCCAUCCUCUUCAGUAGACUACUUCAUGCAAGUAUUGUCAAAGAAUGGACAAAGACAAAAGUCUUUAGAUUCUAAUGUUCGUAUGAGCAGGACAGAUGAAUACUGGAGAAGUAAAAAUAGUAAUAAUUGUUAUUUUCUGGACACAAGACAAGAUGAGUUAGGGGAUGGCAAGAUUAAUGAAGGAGAGAUUUGUAAGAUCAGAGAAGGGUGUAACGGUAGGAAGUGUAUGACAAAUACUGGAAGCAGAAUAUCUGCUGAACAAGCAAAAUUUGAAUCCGAUAAUUCAGCCAUUGUGGACCGGUUUUGUUAUCCACCAGAUGCCUUAGUUCAAAAAAUGAGAAUUGCACCUAGUCAUUCAAUCUGCAAUUCAUCUGUACCACACUUUUCAUUAAAUUCAUAUUCUCUUUCUCAUCCAGAUGAUUCUCAUUUCAAUGUUAUUUCAAGUGAUAAAUAUGCAUCCAGUUCAGUUCUAAACAAGCCUGUCAUGCAUCCAAUGUCACAAAUACAGGAUAUAUAUCAAAGGCAUAUUCCUUCAACUGUAAGUAUGGCCCACAGUAAACUGGAUCAUAGGUUCCUUACUGACCAUCCUCCAGGGGAUCCAACACUCAGAAACAUGACUCAGCCCAAGGAGUCUGUUUUUUCCACAAUGAAUGAUCAUAGACAGGGCAGUGGAAGGCCCCCAUUUAUGCAUACUCAAAGUCAUGCAUGUUGUAAAAAUAGUGAAGGGGCAUGGCCAUUUCAGGGGGACUACCAGUAUGGGAGUACUUACAAUAGUAGAAGACAAUAUGUUCCAGAGGGAGCCCCUUAUCCAUUAACAGGAUUUAAUUAUGAUUUAAAGUCAAACAUUUGUGGAGAUGAGCCAUGCAGCGAAGGCAGUAGCCAGAAUUCAAGUUCACAGGAGGUAACAAGACUUCAGCAUCCCCACCCUCACCCAGCAGGAAGGGAUGGUAAUGCAGCUUGUGUGAGAGACUGGGUGGAUCACCGGGAACCACAAGAGAUUUGGCCACCAAAUAGUCACUGUAAUCAGAUUACCAGUCGGUCAGAAUUCAGCCCCCCCAAACUAUGUGUAGAAAGUAAUCCUUCUCCAGAAGAAAGGUUUUAUAGACGUAAACUUUAUUAAUCACUCUAUCUUUCAUAAUUCUGCAUAAGUCAUCGGUAUAUUCUCAUUUUCCUCAAAUAUUUGGAUAGGAUUAAAUGUUGUAUGUCAUCAUGCUAGAAUUUAUACGUAUAGUAAUAUGUAUGUAAACCCAAAGUUACCUGCUGUAGCUACAACUAAAGGAAUUCUCAUUAU
Molecule: messenger RNA, 2419 nt
Organism: Penaeus vannamei (Pacific white shrimp)
Lineage: Eukaryota; Metazoa; Arthropoda; Malacostraca; Decapoda; Penaeidae
Source: RefSeq, a predicted model, not a curated record